Molecule: messenger RNA, 3296 nt
Organism: Vitrella brassicaformis
Lineage: Eukaryota; Vitrellaceae
Source: the annotation of a GenBank genome assembly
CUCUCUUAGUGCCCUUGACAGCCAUUGUCCGCCGAUGAGUUUUCCUGCAGUUUUCUUGUCCCUUUGAGGUGACCUCUUGCAGCCGGCAGGAUGGGCAAGGAGGUGGUCAAGGAGGCACACUGCCUGAGCAUCGACUGCUCAUUGGACGACUGCAUAGACGAACAGAGCACAUGGAGGCCCACUAUCGGAUUCAUCGGUAACAAAAUGCCGCAAAAUUCUGUCAUCAGACUGGUCACUGCUGUUGAGUUUUCUGCGUGUGUGUGUUUGUGCAGGUUGCGGCACCAUCGGCGGCCGUCAUGUGGAGAAUUUCCUCGAGAAUGGUCCGUAUGCCUGUUGUGUUGCAAUGUCCGGUAUUUCAUUUUAUGAUGGCUUAUCUAUCGCAGGCUAUGCGGUUUGUGUAUAUGACAUCAGCGCCACCAGGAUGGCCGAAACGAAGGCCAUCGGCGCCAAGCUGACCGCCGGAUGCUACGAGUGUGCUGCUUCCAGCGACGUCAUCUUCACCUCGCUGCCCACCCCUGCCGACGUGUCCAAGGCCGUCCUCGAUGAAGAUACGGGCAUCCUACGCGCCAUUGCGCCCGGGAAGAUAUACGUCGACAUCACGUGGGCACAACAAACGUCUGCCAGAUCGCUGUGCCUUCUCCUUUUCUUCCUUUGAUGUGCAGCACUAAUUCGACAGCGAUGGUUCACAGAUUGUGUGGGGCGAUUGAGGCGAGGGGCGGCGAGAUGCUGGACGCCCCCUUCAACGACUGCCCUGUGGGGGCGACGAGCAUCUAUGGGAUGGGCCUGGCGGUGCUGGCCUCGGGCAACAUCGACACCUUCCAUAGAGUGCACCAUCUACUCGCCCUCAUGGCCGAUAACGUCCUCUACUGCGGGAGCAUCGGCAAGGGCACCGAAUGCAAACUGGUCCGUCCGUCAGGGAAAUGGGAGGGGGGGAGAUGGUCUGCGUAUAUGUUGUGGUGGUUCGGUGGUUGGUUGGGUGUGUGUGUGUGUCAGAUCCACAACGCAGUGAAUGCAGUAGCGGUGCAGGCCGUGUCUGAGGGCGUCACUCUGGGCCUCGCAGCCGGCAUCCCACUCAACACCAUUUGGGAUGGUACGCACAACAACACAUGACACAAUACAAAGCCGGCUGGCUGAUCGACGGAUGCAUUCAUAUGUGAGCUCCGUGUGGAUGGAUGCAGCUCUGCGUCUGGGCGCCUUCGGCCAGAAUGCCGGCGACAUUCACGGUGGGGGGUGGGUAACUACACUGGACAGACAGACAGGCAGACAACACACGCAUGGCACAGGCACAGGCACGUCGAUGUCUGUCUGCCUGUCUGUCUGUCUGCCUGUGUUGUCAGGCCUUCCGCACUACUGGUUCAGCCGUCGUAUGGACUCUGACGCCUGCCCGCCGGCCUUCACCGUCAAGCUGCUGCGCAAGGACCUGCGGCUCACGCUGGCCCUCGCCAAGGAGCGGGACGUGCCGGUGCCGCAGAUCAGCGCCACCGAGCAGGAGUACAUGGAGGCCGAGAAACGCGGAUGGGCUCACUGUGCUGCCACCAAAGGUAGGUGCGAUGGAUGCAUAGCUGUGGUGUGGCAAUGGUGCGGUGCACAUGUGGAUUGACUCCUCUGUUGUUCCUGUUGCCUUCGUCUCAGUGCGUUGUUUGCAGGAGGCGCGGGCGGGCGUCGUGGCAAGUGAGUGACGCGGGUGGCAUACACAUGACGUGGAUGGCUGGCUGGCUGGCAUGAGGGUUGUUGUACUCCGUUGUUGUUACUCUUCAGAGGGCGAUGUACCUUUGCUGCCACACCCCAUGAUGCAGUGCGGGUCCGCCCCGAGCUCGCCCAGAAGCGCACCCAGCGCCUCCCGCACAGCCAAUCGCAAGUCGGCGGCAUGCAUCAGCCGUGAGUGCCCCCUGUGGAUGGUGGUGGUGCUCGUGGUGGUCACCAAUCUCGUGCAGUGGGUACUGCGCGGUGCGGUGCAGGGGGAUGGCUGGUGGCUGUGAGUCAGUCAGUGAUUGCAUGGGGGGCUGUGUCUGUCUGGCAUGUCUGCAUUGCAAUGGGGGGCUGUGCAGUGCAAAGGCGUUUCGUGUGAGCACGUAAGUCUUGACGAGAGUUGGGGUGGGGUGGGUUGGGAGGGAGGGAAUCUCAUCGUGUUUUGGUGUCCUAUCUAGUAUCUCCCUGCAUGUCGCUCCUUCCUCGUGGCGCAUACAGUCAGUGCGACGAUUAUCCAUCAUCGCCGCGGUGGUUGCCUGUGCUCCGGGAAGAGGCGACAUGCAGUGAAGGUGCUGUCGCAUUUGGACCGCUGCUCGGCGGCAUCCAUCCAUUAACAGGGGGGAGGCAUGAAUACUUGUGGCUGUGUGUGUGAGUGCGUGUUUGUGUCUGUGUGUUGGGGUAAGCUGCUCGGUUGGCUGCUACACUGGUGUUUUUUGGCGCGACGCGCAGCUGCCUUUCUCUGUAUGGGUCGUGUGGUGCGUCGAUCUGGCUGAUGAUUGAUUCGCCUGCUUGGUGGCAUGCGUCAAGAGCGGGCUGUUUUCGUUUUGCAGUCACCAACAAGGCUGCAAAAACGAUUGCGCAUCGCCCGUCUGUUUGUACCUUUUUGCGUGUGCUGUUAGUGGCGAGGUUUUGCCCUGCGUGUCGGGCAGUUUUGACGCCCUGCGGCUCAGUGCGUGGGACGUUUUCCGCUCACCAGUUUUCCGAUGGUUGCACGUGGUGUAGUGUGUGUAUAAAGCUUGGAUGGCAAAGGGCAAGAGGGCUGCGUGGGGCUCCCUUUUUCCUGUCUCCUGUACAGACAGACACAUUCCGUGAGUCCGUGUGUGUGUGUGUGUGUGUGUGCCGAUUUUACAACGCCCACAUCACACACCCAUCAACCAACCCAUUUUCUGGUACGGCUCGGCUCCUUCUUCGCCACACUCUCUCUCAGGGCCCUCAGCGCGUGUAUUGUAAGCACGUGUGUGAGGGUGUGUCACUGUCUAGCAUGCUGCAUUUCCAUCCGUCCAUCGAGCCAUCUCUCUGUCUAUCUGUCUGUCUGUCCAUCUUUCUUACCACCAAGUGGAGGAUCGAGGGAUUUCACAUUUUCCUGCCUUGGCCCCGACCGAAUGUGCCAUGAUCCGUGUGUCCAUACUCACUGCUGCACGUUUCUAGUGUCGUGUUCUCAACGCGCGAGAGAGAAGAGGCGAGGGGGGAACCAUCCACACACGUGGGACGAGGGAUGGGACGCCAUUUUGUUAUACGUCGUGGAAGCAAAAAGACCCUUUUGUGAAAAGUCCACCCCAGUGAUGGAUGUUUUGCGAUGCGAACCGAGAUCACCCAAUUCAUUCCCU